Molecule: messenger RNA, 1090 nt
Organism: Abrus precatorius (Indian licorice)
Lineage: Eukaryota; Viridiplantae; Streptophyta; Magnoliopsida; Fabales; Fabaceae
Exons: 1
Coding region: 72-1010 (312 amino acids)
Source: RefSeq, a predicted model, not a curated record
AACAAGAGAGCAACCAUUGUAAGAAACGGAGCAGAGUGUGUAGGGUGAAGAGUGAAGAAAGGAAUAGUGACAUGAAGCUAUCCACGAGACCCAUUUCGAGUCCGGGUCGAACCGACAAGUUCCCACCACCAUUGAUGAGAUUCCUCAGAAACAAUGCAGGGAGCAGAAGCAGAGGAAGGUCAAGGUCCACCACCAUGUUCCUUCGCAAAAAGAACACCGCCAUUGAAACCCAAGAACCCUCUUCCCCCAAAGUCACUUGCAUGGGCCAAGUUCGAGUUAAACGCUCUUCCAAACACUCCUCCGUCAGAAAAGGACGCUCCGUCGCCGGCGCAGACGCCGGAGCUCCCACCAAACGCCGUUGUUGCAAGUGGGUCCCAAAUGCUCUGUUUUUUCACCGUUUAAUAAAACCCGGUUCUUGCUUUCACUGGCAGUGCCAACCCGUUUGGCCCAAUUGGGGGUUCUUAAGAAGGAAAAAAAAGGUUUCAAAAUUCACUGAAGCUUCACCGAAAACAGAGUUGAAUUUCAGGGGAAGCUCUUACGAUGAGUCAGGGGAAGAAGAAUCAGAACAUGAAGAAAGAGUUAUAAACAGUGCUUUUGUUUCUAACUCUUGUUCUACGCCACCGAGGAACGCUUUGUUAUUGACGAGGUGCAGAUCCGCACCGUACAGUUCUUCGUCUCUGGCGAGUAGGUUUUGGAGUGAAGAAACAGGGGUUGAAAGCAGAGAAGCAUCUGAGAACGAGAGACCCAGUUCGCAGAAAAGCCCGAAGUUGGAGCUGAAGUUGCGGUUUUUCAAAGAGCUCGAGGAUUCAUUGAGGGAAAGAAUAAUGGAAUCGGAAAAGGUUCUGAAGAGAAGGGAAGAAGCAGGGGAAGACACUGUUCGUCCUCUUGUGCUCACGAGGUGCAAAUCUGAACCGGCGAGAAUCGCAAAGAAACUUGAUCCUGAGGUGAAUAAUUUUUGGAAGAAGACAAGGUUGGGUUUUGCUGAUGCUUGGUUUCCACAUGGUUUGUGAUUAUUCUAAUCUUAUCUCAGUUACUUGUUCUGUUAAAAAUUUUCUUUCUUUCUAUUUUUAGUUUAUCACCUUAUUUUGAU